Molecule: messenger RNA, 1815 nt
Organism: Salvelinus fontinalis (brook trout)
Lineage: Eukaryota; Metazoa; Chordata; Actinopteri; Salmoniformes; Salmonidae
Exons: 1
Coding region: 1-1815 (604 amino acids)
Source: RefSeq, a predicted model, not a curated record
AUGCUGGCACCCCCAAUCCAUCACACUGGCAUCCUCACUCCAUCACGCUGGCAACCCCACUCCAUCACACUGGCACCCCCACUCCAUCACACUGGCAACCCCACUCCAUCACACUGGCACCCCCAGUCCAUCCCGCUGGCACCCCCACUCCAUCACACUGGCACCCCCACUCCAUCACACUGGCACCCCCACUCCAUCACGCUGGCAACCCCAAUCCAUCACGCUGGCACCCCUACUCCAUCACGCUGGCACUCCCUACUCCAUCACGCUGGCACUCCCCACUCCAUCACGCUGGCACCCCUACUCCAUCACGCUGGCACCCCCACUCCAUCACGCUGGCACUCCCUACUCCAUCACGCUGGCACUCCCCACUCCAUCACGCUGGCACCCCUACUCCAUCACGCUGGCACCCCCACUCCAUCACGCUGGCACUCCCCACUCCAUCACACUAACACCCCCACUCCAUCACGCUGGCACCCCCACUCCAUCACACUGGCAUCCCCUACUCCAUCACGCUGGCAACCCCACUCCAUCACGCUGGCACCCCCACUCCAUCACGCUGGCACCCCCACUCCAUCACGCUGGCACCCCCACUCCAUCACGCUGGCACUCCCACUCCAUCACGCUGGCACCCCCACUCCAUCACGCUGGCACUCCCUCUCCAUCACGCUGGCAACCCCAAUCCAUCACGCUGGCACUCCCUACUCCAUCACGCUGGCAACCCCACUCUAUCACGCUGGAACUCCCUACUCCAUCACGCUGGCAACCCCAAUCCAUCACGCUGGCAACCCCACUCCAUCACGCUGGCACUCCCUACUCCAUCACGCUGGCACCCCCACUCCAUCACACUGGCACCCCCACUCCAUCACACUGGCACCCUCACUCCAUCACGCUGGCAACCCCACUCCAUCACGCUGGCACUCCCUACUCCAUCACGCUGGCACCCCCACUCCAUCACGCUGGCACCCCCACUCCAUCACGCUGGCACUCCCUCUCCAUCACGCUGGCAACCCCAAUCCAUCACGCUGGCACUCCCUACUCCAUCACGCUGGCAACCCCACUCUAUCACGCUGGAACUCCCUACUCCAUCACGCUGGCAACCCCAAUCCAUCACGCUGGCAACCCCACUCCAUCACGCUGGCACUCCCUACUCCAUCACGCUGGCACCCCCACUCCAUCACACUGGCACCCCCACUCCAUCACACUGGCACCCUCACUCCAUCACGCUGGCAACCCCACUCCAUCACACUGGCACCCCCACUCCAUCACGCUGGCACUCCCUACUCCAUCACGCUGGCACCCCCACUCCAUCACACUGGCACCCCCAUUCCAUCACGCUGGCACCCCCACUCCAUCACACUGGCACCCCCACUCCAUCACGCUGGCACCCCCACUCCAUCACACUGGCAUCCCCUACUCCAUCACGCUGGCAACCCCACUCCAUCAUGCUGGCACUCCCUACUCCAUCACGCUGGCACCCCCACUCCAUCACGCUGGCACCCCCACUCCAUCACACUGGCAUCCCCUACUCCAUCACGCUGGCAACCCCACUCCAUCAUGCUGGCACUCCCUUCUCCAUCACGCUGGCACCCCCCUCCAUCACGCUGGCAACCCCACUCCAUCACGCUGGCACUCCCUACUCCAUCACGCUGGCAACCCCACUCCAUCACGCUGGCACUCCCUACUCCAUCACGCUGGCAACCCCACUCCAUCACGCUGGCACUCCCUACUCCAUCACGCUGGCACCCUCACUCCAUCACGCUGGCAACCCCACUCCAUCACGCUGGAACCCCCUACUCCAUCAUGCCGCGCUGA